This is a messenger RNA of Camelina sativa (false flax), 499 nucleotides long. Its product is annotated as large ribosomal subunit protein eL43y. The record is from RefSeq and is a predicted model, not a curated record. Gene Ontology annotation, biological process: translation. Gene Ontology annotation, cellular component: ribosome. NCBI's taxonomy places the organism in Eukaryota, Viridiplantae, Streptophyta, Magnoliopsida, Brassicales, Brassicaceae. Gene Ontology annotation, molecular function: structural constituent of ribosome.
AGUAGCUUAGAGUGGGCAAAGGAUUGUUCACUAGGGUUUCUUAUCUUACGGCGUGGUGUUCCCUUCCUGCUUGCUCUGAAAAUGGCGAAGAGAACGAAGAAGGUCGGAAUCGUCGGCAAAUACGGAACACGUUAUGGUGCGAGUAUCAGGAAGCAGAUCAAGAAGAUGGAGGUCAGUCAGCACAGCAAGUACUUCUGUGAGUUCUGCGGCAAGUACGGAGUGAAGCGAAAGGCUGUUGGUAUCUGGGGAUGCAAGGAUUGUGGAAAGGUCAAGGCUGGUGGUGCUUACACCAUGAACACCGCCAGUGCGGUCACUGUUAGAAGCACAAUCAGAAGGUUGAGGGAGCAGAUCGAGGGUUAAACCUGGUGGCUUUUAUAUUUUGUUUCUUCGUUUUGAUAAUUGAGUUUUGUAGACUCUAUGCUUUUGUGGUUUUGAAUCAAGACUUUAUUAUUACAUUAAGCAGUGAAGCAUGUUUUUAUUCAAUUUUUGAGUUGGCUUU